AUGAUGCCUAACAAAGAAAGAGAACAACAGAACUUCUCCAAGAGUGAUUCGGGUGACACGAAAGUUCAAAAGUAUGAAUCAAAAACAGGAGAAAGGCGUGAACGAUUGGUGCCUAACAAAGAAAGAGAGCGACAGAACUUUUCCAAGAGUGAUUCGGGUGACACAAAAGUUGAAAAGAGACGUGAAACAGACGUCUAUGGUGAUGGUCGUCACAGACAGGAUGACACACAACCCCGUCCGCGUGAUGAAACGCGUCGUGAACAACCAAAAAGAAAUGACGAACGCAAAGCUCCUGUCAAAUCAAGUGCCGAAACUUGGGACAGUGAAAUAAACUCUAGAGCAGAAGAACGAAAGUGUGUGCAAAGAGAAAAUCGUGAUGCGACUCGGCAAUCUUAUAGGACACAGGAUCAUACUGAUCGGCGUAAUAAUUCAUAUUCCCGCGAUCGGAAAGACCAGCGCGACCAACGAGACCAAGACAAACCCGACCAACGUAAUAGAAAUGAACGUGAGCGAACAGAUCGUCGGGAUCGUACGGACCAACGUGAGCGUAUGGGUCGUCGAGAUCGCAAGGAGCAACGGGAGGGCAAUGAUCGUCGCGAGAAUACGGAUCGUCGUGAUCGCACAGAACAAAGUGAGCGACAAGAUCGGCGAGAUCGCACAGAUCAACGAGAACGUAUAGAUCGUCGUGAUCGCACAGAACAAAGUGACCGAACAGAUCGGCGUGAUAAAAUCAAGCCAGUAAGUAAUGAAAAACUAGAGUCGAACGUUGAUAAGCCACGUAAACCUGGUGUCAAAGGAGAACAGAAUAAAGAUAUUCAGCAGAAUGAAUCUAUUCCUCAAAAACAAGAUGUUAAUAUGGAGAGUGAAAGAACUGAGAAACAAGAUGAGAAUCUUUCUUCCAUGAAAAAACAAUCUGACAGAUUUGCUGUAGGUACAUUAAGCCCUGGGGGAGAUCACCGACGGUACAACGAAACUCGUCGCGGUGAUGCGUCUUCAAUACGUGGUAGUCAUGGUGGAACACGCGGGAUGCGCGGUCGUGGUCGUGUGAUAAGUAGUGGAAAACCCAUAGGAAAAGCUAGUGCGGCAUCAAAGAAUGAUGAUGAAAAUGAUUCUGAAGAAGUGUUUGAUAAGCAAGAUGACGGACGAAGAGAUGACAAGAGGCCAAAUUAUUCGAGUAGUCGAUCAAGAGGGUCAUAUAGUUCGCGCGGAAAGGGAAGAGGGGGUUCACAGAUAACCCGUAGCUGGCGGAAACAGCCAGAGAAACCGCCACGUUUUCAAAGACAAGAAGCAAGAAGUGCUAGCAGAGGUCGAGGGAAGAGUAGCCGGAGAGGAUUUUCUUCCAAAGAUAACUGGGAUGAGAACAUUUCAAAGAAUAGAGAUAGCAAAAACUCCGAUGAAGGACCUUUGCCCAAAAGCGUCCGCCGGAUACAUCCUAUUCAAACGAAAAGUGAUUGUGAACUUUCUUUAAGCACCGAGGCCUGUCGUCCAAAUUGA
Molecule: messenger RNA, 1494 nt
Organism: Paramuricea clavata
Lineage: Eukaryota; Metazoa; Cnidaria; Anthozoa; Malacalcyonacea; Plexauridae
Source: the annotation of a GenBank genome assembly